Messenger RNA from Sciurus carolinensis (gray squirrel), 1408 nucleotides. It is a transcript of the gene Clul1, whose product is annotated as clusterin like 1. The transcript has 7 exons. The coding region runs from base 14 to 1408 and encodes 464 amino acids. NCBI's taxonomy places the organism in Eukaryota, Metazoa, Chordata, Mammalia, Rodentia, Sciuridae. The record is from RefSeq and is a predicted model, not a curated record.
GAACAGCAGGAACAUGAAGCCGCCACUCUUGGUGUUUAUUGUGGGUCUGCUAUGGUUGAAAGAUUGUCACUGUGCACCUACUUGGAAAGACAAAACUGCUAUCGGUGAAAACCUGAAGAGUUUUUCUGAGGCUGGGGAGAUAGAUGUAGAUGGAGAGGUGAAGAAGGCUUUGAUUGGUAUCAAGCAGAUGAAAAUCAUGAUGGAAAGACGAGAGGAAGAGCAUACCAAAUUAAUGAAAACCUUGAAGAAAUGCAAAGAAGAAAAGCAGGAGGCUGUGAAACUUAUGAAUGAAGUUCAGGAACAUCUGGAGGAAGAAGAAAGGAUAUGCCAGGCAUCUCUGGCUGAUUCCUGGAAUGAAUGCAGGUCUUGCCUGGAAAGAAACUGCAUGAGGUUCUAUGCAACCUGUCAGCCUGGUUGGUCCUCUGUGAAAAAUACGAUUGAGCAGUUUUUCAGGAAGAUAUAUCAGUUUCUGUUCCCUCUCCGUGACGAUGAUGAGGACAGCCAUCUCCCCCACAGUGAACGGCACAUGCAGGAAGAUGCACAAGUGACCCAGAUGGAGGAUGCGUUUGUCCAGCUGACUGCGACUGUGGAAUCCCUCUUUAACAGGAGUUUUUACGUCUUCAAACAGAUGCAGCAAGAAUUUGACCAGGCUUUCCAAUCAUAUUUCAUGUCGGAAACCAACUUAAUGGAACCUUACCUUUUUCCCAUUUUAUCCAAAGAGCCGACCAAGAAAGCAGAUCUUGGGCAAAGCUGGGAUAUUCCCCACUUCUUCCAGCUGUUCUGUAAUUUAAGUCUUUCUAUUUACGAAAGUGUUCGUGAAACGAUUACUGAUACACUGAGUGCAAUAGAGGAUUGGCCAAAAUAUGAUGAAGAUUCUCACCAGGGAGGAUUGAUUUCAAAGACAUUACCUGAACAGGACAAAGGACUGUGUGGGGAACUUAGUCAAAAUUUUUCUGGAUGUUUCCAAUUUCAUGAAAGAUGCCAAAAAUGUCAGGAUUACUUAUCAGAAGACUGUCCUGAUGUGCCUGAACUACACAUAGAAUUGGAUGAGGCCCUUAGACUGGUCAAUGUGUCCAAUCAGCAAUACGACCAGAUUGUCCAGAUGACCCGGUAUCACUUGGAGGACACCAUGUAUCAGAUGGAGAAGAUGAGCGAGCAGUUUGGCUGGGUGUCUGAACUGGCAAACCAGAGCCUAGGAGCUGAGAACAUCUUUAAUUCAAUAAAGGCAGUUCCAAGAGUUCAUGAAGGAAAUUCUUCCAAACAAGAUGACACGAUGGUAUACUCAAGCAUUCUGCCUUCCCCUAAUUUUACACUGGGAAUUCCUCUUGAAGAAAAAAGUGCUGAGAUUUCUAACUUCAUUGACUAUGUGGUAGCAAAAGUUCUACAGCAUUUUAAGGAACAUUUUUAG